This is a messenger RNA of Eucalyptus grandis, 3913 nucleotides long. RefSeq lists its product as hypothetical. The transcript has 13 exons. The record is from RefSeq and is a predicted model, not a curated record. Lineage: Eukaryota; Viridiplantae; Streptophyta; Magnoliopsida; Myrtales; Myrtaceae.
UCGACACGAAGUUACCUGUCUGGAAUUGUCGGUCUCACGUGCACUAUCCUAAAACUGAAAUCUUGCAUCAGCCAUUGAGCCCCAUCUCAUUAAGAACACCAUCUUACUCUCCCUCACUUCCAGCCCACGUCCGCGAGCUUACAUUUUUAUCAUCCCCUGCUGAAAAUUUCAUCAGAUAAAACAUGAAAAUGUCUCCUUUUUCCAUGUAGAGUUCUGAUCCCUGUUAACGUUGGAGAUGACGUUCUCGGCUCUUGAGGUUCAGUGGGUGAUGGGUUUGCUUUUCUGGGUUCUUCUGCUUUUGUGUUGGGAAAUAAGUUGUGAUGGCUCUGGGCUAUCUGUGAGACUCACUGAGUUUCCUAGUGCAUUUUCGCAUAGAAAUGCGACUGCAUUUUCUUUCGAACCUUUGGUGAAUGGCAAUGUUGAAGCUUGCUCUGACUGUAGCUUCAGUUGCAAGCUGGAUAGUGGUGCCUUCUCGGACUGUCGAGGCAGGAAAGUUUCAUAUGGUGGCUUACUAGAUGGAAAUCAUUCAUUUGAGGUGUGCGCAAAGGGAUCCCAAGGAAUUGGCUGUGCUUCCUAUAACUGGACAAUUGAUACAAUUCCGCCAACAGCAUACAUAACAUCUCCAGCAUCUUUGACGAGUGCCCUUAAUGUCUCUGUGACUAUAUUAUUUAGUGAGCCAUGUAUUGGUAGAGGAGGUUUUGGAUGCUCUUCUGUGGAUGCCUGCAACCUACUGGUCUAUGGUGCUGGUCAAGUCAUUCCAUCUACACUUAACAUUUUGCAGCCAAAACUCAAAUACACACUUUCAGUAAGUUUGAAUUCUACUGUCCAGUAUGGACGAGCGAUCCUGGUUAUGGAUAAGGACUUCUGCACUGAUAAUGCUGGAAAUGCAUUCAUGAGGACGACUAAUUCAAUAUUUUACGUGCAUUUUGACAGAAGGAAUGUGUCCGUUGACUUGAGGACUCGCAUUCCUGAGAAGAUGCUUCAAGUCAAUAAUCAAAUCAGAACGGUGCAAGCUACAAAUGACCAAAACAACUUAACGGUGUACCUCUAUUUCUCGGAACCAGUCAUGAAUUCAUCAGCAGAAAUCCUAGAAUCACUCAACAUAAGUCAGGGCACCCUUCUCCCGACCAAUGGGAAAACACUCGGAAAUCGGAAAUUUGGUUUCAUGGUAGCCAAUACAUCUGGAGUUGCUAUAAUCACCAUAAGCCUUGAGUCCGAGUCAAUAAUUAGCAGAUCAGGGAUUGCCGUUUCUCCUAUUGCACCAGUUACUUUCCUUUAUGACUCUCAGAGGCCAACUGUCAGGUUGAGCACAACCUCUACUUCUAGGACGAGAGAGCACAAUAUCCCUAUAUCAAUAAAGUUUGCUAAACCAGUAUUUGGCUUCAAUUCAUCUAAUAUAGCAAUAUCAGGAGGUCAUUUGCAGAGCUUUUAUGAAAUGAGCAGAAGCAAAUACUCCAUUGAGAUUAAAGCAGAAGAUGAUGUAGUAUCUGUGAGUAUUCCUGAAAAUGCGACUGGGGAUGUUGCUGGAAACAAAAACUUACCUUCCAAUAUUCUUCAAGUGAGACAUUAUUCCAUGCCCUUAGUGUCUUCUGUUGCUUCUGUCACUGCAACUGCUGCUUUUUGUAUCACAUCUUUGGCUGCCGGACUGCUCUCUGUUUCCACAGCAAGCCUUCUUGCUACUGGUGCUUUCCCGAAGACAUCUGCCACUUUGAUAUCCAGUCCUUCAAGGAAUCUUUUUAGAAUAGCAUGUCACAUCCAGGUAUUUGCACUAUCUAGAUGGUUGGCAGUUAUAUUGCCAGUCGAGUAUUUUGAACUUGCAAGGGACCUGCAGUGGAGUAUUCCUUACUUCAGUCUCCCUUGGGAAGUCGGCCACAUCCAUCCUGUCAUGGUGGGCUCAAGUCCACCUGCGAAUUCAACAUCCUACUUUAGCGAAGUUCUUGACUUGGAAAUAGUCAGAACACCUAAAGAAGAGAAGCUGGAACGUGCUGCUGCAGUUUAUGGAUUGCCGCUUUCUCCAAUGGAGUACAAAUCCCUUUUCGAGAUGGAAAAUAGUAAACCAGAAGCUGAAUUCAUUUUGGGACUGCCUGCUAAUUUUUGUUGAUGGAGACAAUUUGGUCUUUUGUAGGUGGGGGAUUUCAGUAGAAAUAUGUUCUGGCUGGCAGUAAUCGGUGGCAGUUUGAUAUUAUUGCAAGCUUUGCUUCUAUUGAUUCUUAAGCUCAAGAAAAAAACAACUGAAAAGCAAAACUGUUAUGGAGCUCUCAUAUUCCCCAGAUUGGAGAUGUUUCUUUUAGUUCUUGCUUUACCUUGUAUAUGUCAGGCCUCUUCUGCUCUGAUCCAAGGUGGAACUCCAUCAGGGGUUGUAGUUGGCAUUCUGCUGUUGGGUUUCGUGUCUUUUAAACUUCUAUCUAUGUUCCUAUUCCUCUCAAUUGGUAUUACAUUUGGGAAACUGCUUCAAUACAAGGAAGUCCAUCAAGUAGGCCGACGAUUUCACUGGUAUCAAGAGCUUAUUAGAGUGACCCUGGGUCCAGGUAAAAGGGGCCAAUGGACGUGGAAAAAACAGUCAAAUUCCAUUUACCUGACAAAAUUUGGCCCGCUGUUUGAGGACCUGAGAGGUCCCCCAAAAUACAUGCUCUCGCAGAUAUCUGGAGGCCACCCAAGGAAAGGUGACCGCAUAAUUGCAUCAGAUGAUGAAACGGAAGAUGCCGAAGCACCCUUUAUACAAAAGAUAUUUGGAAUCCUCAGGAUAUUCUAUACAUUGCUCGAGUGUAUCAAAAGGGUCGCUCUAGGAAUCUUGGCCGGCACUUAUAUAAACGACUGGUCUUCUAGAACCCCGGCAAUCUCCCUCUUGUGUCUGACCUCUUUCCAGCUCUUCUUCCUUGUGCUGAAGAAGCCUUUCAUAAAGAAGAAAGUUCAACUGGUCGAGAUCUUAUCAGUUUCAACCGAACUAGGCAUAUUCGCAACAUGCGCAGUUCUCUUGAGAAAGGAUUUUUCGGAGCAGGACGAAACUUAUGUGGGGAUUUUCAUGGUUGCGCUCUUUUUUAUUGGAUUUGUGGCUCAAAUGGUCAAUGAGUGGUAUGCACUGUAUAAACAAACCAAGCGGCUUGACCCUGAUGAUAAAUCCUUCUUCUCGGGUUUGAAAGUAGCUUUACUUGGAAUCCUAAUUAUUUGUGUCCCUAGGAAAUGGCGUCAAGGCCUAGAAAGCAAAUUCCCCAGGACUCAACCAAGUGGCGGAGAAACUGGAGACGCAGGAUCAUCUGCCGAUAGGGAUAGGACCUCCGGAAGCCGGAGUUCAGGUACAACAGAUAAACCAUGGCUAAGGCAACUGAGGGAAUUGGCCAAGGCAAGCUUUAGUAGAGAAGGAAGUAGUGCAGGGCCAACCGACCCAUCGAGCAGUCGUCCAAAAUGGAGUGGUUUCUGGGGGACGAAGAAGAGCGGGGGCACGUCUGGGAGUUCGUCUGCGGACUUCAACUCAAAGCCGACAGGUUUGUACAAAGAGUUGGAAGCCAUUUUUGCAUCCAAGUAGACAACAACCGAUGGAAAAAGCUUGACACUUGAAAAGAUAAUCAUGAUCAGUUCAUUUAUCCUCCAGCAGUUGCUUGGAGCUGAAGCUAUCUGCUACACAGUUAAAUUUGUGUGAACUUCAAGUUGGUGGAUUAGAGGGGGUGGGAUUGUAAGCCCUAUUUGGGUAUCACAGGAAUAAAUUAUGAAAAUUAGUGAUUAAUUAAGGAUCAGAUAAUUGGGCUUGUUUUAUUGCAGUAUUAUGUAAAGUGAUUUAGGGCUAUGCAACCGCUAACUACUCAGUGUAAUUCCACAUUAAUGUGUAUACCAAGACUUGUCAUACUCUACCCGAGUUGUUUGGCAUCCGAUAUGUGGAACACAAAUAAAUCAGGGAACUCAAUUUCUUGGACAACAA